Salvia miltiorrhiza (redroot sage) is the source of this 684-nucleotide messenger RNA. RefSeq names its product histone deacetylase HDT1-like. Lineage: Eukaryota; Viridiplantae; Streptophyta; Magnoliopsida; Lamiales; Lamiaceae. The transcript has 6 exons. Bases 1 to 684 code for a protein of 227 amino acids. The record is from RefSeq and is a predicted model, not a curated record.
AUGUCUGAGAACACAAGAGUUACUCAUGUAAAUAGAAAAACAAGAGCAAGUGCAAGUGCAAGUGGUGAAGCUAUAGGAGUUCUUAAGGCAAUUUCAUGGAUUAAGGAGAAAGUUUUCAGUAUUUUGAAGAUAUUUCUUCUAUGGGCUUAUCUCAUUGAGGAGAAAAAGAAGAAUAGAGACAAAUCUGUUAGCUUGUUUGUGAAUGUUGAUGGGAAGAAAUUUGCUCAUGCAACACUAUUCUCUAAGAAGUUUCCCCAACAACAGUUUAAGAAUGUGGAUGACGAUGAUUCUAAUUCUGAUGCUGGAAAGAAAGAGGUGAAGAUUGUGGAGCCCAAUUCACUUGAUGAUUAUGAUGGAAUGUCUGUGGAUGACUCUGAGAUUUUGAUAUCUUCACAAGAGGUGAAGAUUGUGGAGCCCAGUUCAGUUGAUGAUUAUGAUGGAAUGUUUGUGGAUGACUCUGAGCGCAAAAGGCCAUACAAGGCGAAAGUUGGAACACUUUUUGAAGAACUGUGUUCAAGGGAACCAGGUGAUAAGAUGUCGAGAACAGCAACUAAUGUGCCGGUAGAAGCACAAGGUGAAGCUAUUACUCCUCCACCCGAUGACGAGGAUGUUGCAUCAAAAGAAACAAGAAUCGGAAAAAAAACCUUAUGUGGUUUGGCAGCACUUCACCCGAUAUACGGAUGA